Molecule: messenger RNA, 4921 nt
Organism: Manis javanica (Malayan pangolin)
Lineage: Eukaryota; Metazoa; Chordata; Mammalia; Pholidota; Manidae
Gene: HR
Product: HR lysine demethylase and nuclear receptor corepressor
Biological process (GO): regulation of transcription by RNA polymerase II
Cellular component (GO): histone deacetylase complex; chromatin
Molecular function (GO): transcription coregulator activity; histone H3K9 demethylase activity; chromatin DNA binding
Source: RefSeq, a predicted model, not a curated record
GAUUAGUGGCAGCUUGGCCUGACUCUCCGGGGCUCCUUUCCCCGCCCCCGCCUGCUGCCCUCCCCUGGGCAGGGGGCUGCUGUACCCGAGGGGCCCUGUGCUUGCCCAGGGCGCUGGAGGAGGAAACCGGCGGAGCAGCUUCCCCACUCGCAGUUGCGUGUCUGGCGAUGGCGAUCGGAGGUCCUGCUGCGCUCUCCGCCGCGCUCUCCCUCCAUUAGCCGCGCUCCGCCGCUCUGCGGCCCCGCUGGUGCCUCUCUCCUGGUUCCCGGUAUCGGCUCCCCUUCCAGGCACUACCCCUUCCCCCGGCCCCCCGGCCUUUCCCCCCACUCGGCCAUCUCCGACCCGGGGCGCCCGUUCCCCCCGGCCCGGCUCCCUCUUCUCCUCCGGGGGCACCCGCUCCCUCGCCCCGGCCCGGCCCUCCCCGCGGCGCAGCACGGAGUCUCGGCGUCCCAUGGCGCAACCCACGGCCUCGGCCCAGAAGCUGGUGCGGCCGAUCCGCGCCGUGUGCCGCAUCCUGCAGAUCCCGGAGUCCGACCCCUCCAACCUGCGGCCCUAGAGCUCCCCGGCCGCCCCGGGGGAGAGAGAGCGCGAGCGCGCUGAGCAGACAGCGCGGCUGAUCGAGUCCUCGCCCGCCGGCCCAUGGGGAGCGGGCGCCCGGCGCCGGCCACCACGACCGCAGCCGCCCGCACCGCGUCCGGCCAGCACAGCCCAGGGACCCCCUCUAGGAGAGCCCCAUGAGGGCAGGAGAGUGAUGGAGAGUACGCCCAGUUUCCAGAAGGACACCCCAGACUGGGAGAAGACAGCCCUUGAGAACGGCAUCGUGGGACAGGAGCCAGAUACCCCACCUCGAGAUGGCCUGCUCCACGGGGCUCUAUGCUUGGGAGAAACUCCUCCCUUCUGGAGGGGUGUCCUGAGCACCCCAGACUCCUGGCUUCCCCCUGCCUUCCCCCAGAGCCCCAAGGACACGCUCCCGCUGCUGGAGGGGGAAGGCCCCCGGAAUGGGGAGAGGAAGUCCAGCUGGCUAGGCAGCAAGGAGGGGCUGCGCUGGAAGGAGGCAGUGCUUACCCAUCCUCUGGCAUUCUGCAGCUCUGCAUGCCCACCUCACUACGGCCCCCUGAUUCCUGAGUAUAGCAGUGGCCAUGCCAAGAGUGACCCUGUGGCCUUCCAACCCUUGCACUGCCCCUUCCUUCUGGAAACCAAGAUUCUGGAGGAAGCUCCCUUCUGGAUGCCCACCUGCUUGCCACCCUACCUAGUGUCCAGCCUGCCCCCAGAGCGUCCAUGUGACUGGCCCCUGGCCCCACACCCCUGGGUGUACUCUGGGAGCCAGCGCAAAAUGCCCUCUGCCUUCAGCUUAGGCAGCAAGGGCUUUUAUCACAAGGAUCGAAGCAUUCUCAGGCUGGCGAAGGAGCCGCUGGCAACCAUGGAAACUGGGUUGUUGGGCUUAGCCCCUGGUGGCCAUCUGCAGAGGACAGGGGAGGUGGAACAGCCUUCACUCCACCCGAGGGAAGGCGAGACAGGAGGCGGCAGGCAUCCAAACCUUUGCCCACUUCUCCUGGGGCAUCCAGACACUGCUCCCCGGACCCCCUGGCCCAUUUGCCCCCCAGGCCUGGUUACUCUUGGCAAUGUCUGGGCUGUACCAGGGGGUGGGGGCCUUGGGUACCAGCUGGGGCCAUCAGCCACAUCAAGGUGCCCCUCUUCUGGGCUUCCUGCCACCCAUGUGGGCUGUUGCUCAUCUCACUCUCUUGCUGGGGAUGAAGGUCUUGGCCCUUGUAGAAAGUGCCAGGAGGACCUGGACGGGGGCACCAGUGGGCCCAGUGAGUCCAGUGAGGAGGCAAACAAGGCCCCUGGUCCCAAGGCCUGCCAGCCCAGCCAUCACACCAAACUGAAGAAGACAUGGCUCACACGGCACUCCGAGCAGUUUGGCUGCCCAGGUGGCUGCGCUGGUGACGAGGAGAGCCCAGCUGCCCAGCUGCAGGCCCUCAAGAGGGCCAGCCCCGAGGUCCAAGGAGCAGGGGGCAGCCCAGUGGCCAAGCGCCCACCCGACCCUUUCCCGGGCAGUGUGAGGCAGAGGGCCAGAGGUUGGCAGGAGGUGCUGGACCCAUCAUUUGGGAACAAGGUGGAGGCAGAGCAGCGUGACCACCAAGGAACCCAAGAUGGCAGGGCCAGCCUCCAGGACUCCGGGCUUCAGGAUACACCUUGCUCUGCAAGCCGGGCAGGCAUCACUCAGUGCCACAGUUGUGUUCAGGCAGCUGGAGAGACAGGGGGUCUGGUCUGCCACUCCCAGCAAGGGCCGAGAUCGCCUUCGGGAGGGGAGCAGCAGCAGGACGAAGACUGGACAGCCAGCUUGGAGGAGGAAGGAAGGUCUGGCCCAGAGGCCGGGCUCAGUAGGGGUCUCGCCAAACACCUGCUAAGUGGUUUGGGGGACCGCCUGUGCCGCCUGCUGCGAAGGGAGCGGGAGGCCCUGGCCUGGGCCCAGCGGGAAGGCUGGGAGCCAGCCAGGCCAGAGGACAACCCCGGUGUCCCAUGCUGCUGUAACCGCUGCCACCAUGGACUCUUCAACACCCACUGGAGAUGCCCCCACUGUAGCCAUCGGCUGUGUGUGGCCUGUGGACGCAUGGCAGGUGCUGGGAGGUCCAGGGAGAAAGCAGGCUCUCUGGAGCAGCCCAUGGAGAAGUGUGCCCAGGAGGCUGGGCACAGUGCCUGUUCCCUGGUACUCACCCAGUUUGUCUCCAGCCAGGCUUUGGCAGAAUUGAGCACCACAAUGCACCAGGUCUGGGUCAAGUUUGACAUCCGGGGGCACUGCCCCUGCCAAGCUGAUGCCCGGGUGUGGGCCUCUGCGGAUGGAGGCCAGCAGGAGCCAGCAGAGAAAACUCCCCCAACUCCACAAACCUCCUAUACCCGGGACACCAAUAAGACCAAGGACAUCAAAGAGGAGAUCCCGGACUCUGCAGAGACCCCAGUGGAGGACCAUGCCAGCCGAGGGCCCCUGCCCUGUCCCUCUCUCUGUGAACUGCUGGCCUCCACGGCUGUCAAACUCUGCUUGGGGCAUGAGCGCAUACACAUGGCCUUUGCCCCUGUCACUCCGGCCUUGCCCAGUGAUGACCGCAUCACCAACAUCCUGGACAGCAUCAUCGCCCAGGUAGUGGAACGGAAGAUCCAGGAGAAAGCCCUGGGGCCAGGGCUGCGGGCUGGGCCAGGCCUCCGCAAGGGCCUGGGCUUGCCCCUCUCGCAGGUGCAGCCCCGGCUGCCUCACCCCGGGGCUUUGCUGUGGCUGCAGGAGCCCAGGCCUCAGCGAGGUUUCCGCCUUUUUCAGGAGCACUGGAGGCAGGGCCAGCCUGUGUUGGUGUCAGGGAUUCAGAGGACAUUGCGAGGCAAUCUGUGGGGGACAGAAGCUCUUGGGGCACUUGGAGGCCAGGUGCAGGCACUGGCACCCCUUGGGCCUCCUCAGCCCACAACCCUGAGCAGCAUGACGUUCUGGGAGGGAUUCUCCCAGUGUGAGAUUCGUCCAAAGUCAGAGGAGGGCUCAGUCCUCCUGCUGCACAGAGCUCUGGGGGACGAGGACACCAGCAGGGUGGAGAACCUGGCCGCUAGCUUGCCACUCCCGGAGUACUGUGCCCGCCAUGGGAAACUCAACCUGGCUUCCUACCUCCCACCUGGUCCUGCUCUGUGUCCACUGGAGCCCCAGCUGUGGGCAGCCUAUGGUGUGAGCCCACACCGUGGGCACCUGGGGACCAAGAACCUCUGUGUGGAGGUGACCGACCUGGUCAGCAUCCUGGUAUGUGCUGAAGCCCCACUGCCUGCCUGGCACCGAGCACAAAAAGACUUCCUUACAGGCCUGGAUGGGGAGGGGCUCUGGUCUCCAGGCAGCCAGGCCAGCACCGUGUGGCAUGUGUUCCGAGCACAGGACGCCCAGCGCAUCCGCCGAUUUCUCCAGAUGGUGUGCCCGGCUGGAGCAGGCAACUUGGAGCCUGGUGCCCCAGGCAGCUGCUACCUGGACACAGGGCUGCGGCGACGCCUGCGGGAGGAGUGGGGUGUGAGCUGUUGGACCCUGCUGCAGGCCCCUGGAGAGGCCGUGCUGGUACCUGCGGGGGCUCCCCACCAGGUGCAGGGCUUAGUAAGCACAGUGAACAUCACUCAGCACUUCCUGUCCCCAGAGACCUCUGCCCUCUCUGCUCAGCUCUGCCACCAGGGACUCAGCCUGCCCCCUGACCACCGCCUGCUUUAUGCCCAGAUGGACUGGGCCAUGUUCCAAGCAGUGAAGGUGGCUGUGGGAACAUUACAGGAGGCUAAAUAGGGGGUCCCAGGUGUCUGGGGUCAGGGUGGGAGCAGGUAAACAAGGUGCUCAGUCCAGGCCCAACUUAAGCAGCCAGUGGUGCUUGGAGACCUGGGGACUUUUUGUAUGUCCCACAAGCACCACUCUGGGCACAAGCAGGGCACCCCAUUCCCUGCCUUUGACCUGAGCCCUAAGGCCAACAACCACAGUGCCCCUGAAGCUCACAUCUGCCAUCCACAGGCUGGCACCUGCUCUGGUCCCGCACCUCUCCCCGGGGUACCAGGCCCUCCAACUCCUGUGCCCCAACCCAGGCGACAAACAGCCCUUUCCUGGGAACCUCGGGAGUCAUUCUGGCUUAAGCACCUCCUUCUCUGCCUCAGCCCCAGCUGUUGUAUUGCACUCGAGCUCUGCUUACACCGCCCACAUCCCCACUGUGCUCCCAGGCAGCCCUGUGCACUGCAGGCAAUGCUGGACCAGGGGCCUCGGAAAUCCUGCCCUCUUGCCAGAGAGCUGUGAAGUGUUGGGAGGGGUGGCAUCAGGAGACUGCCCAGGCUUGGCUGGAGGGAGGGAGAUGGGUGACGCCCUGCCCUGGCUCCCCUUCUCACCUCCCUCCUUCAUGAUUUCCAUUAAAGUCUGUUGUUUUGUGAA